Hirsutella rhossiliensis is the source of this 288-nucleotide messenger RNA. RefSeq lists its product as uncharacterized. The coding region runs from base 1 to 288 and encodes 95 amino acids. The transcript has a single exon. The record is from RefSeq and is a predicted model, not a curated record. NCBI's taxonomy places the organism in Eukaryota, Fungi, Ascomycota, Sordariomycetes, Hypocreales, Ophiocordycipitaceae.
AUGUGCGUCGGCUUUUGCUUUUCCGUUGAUGACCUCUUUGCCGCCCUCAAACUCGUCCGCACCGUCAUCAACACCCUGCGUGAGGCAUCGGUGUCGGGCGCCACGUUUUGCGAGCUUCUCCAAGAGCUGCUCAUCCUGAUAACGACGCUGGCGUACGUCACACGCCUCGACUUCGAUAAUGGAAGGCGCCCGGAGAAAAUUGCGCUGCGACAGGCCGCGGGGCAAUCCCGACGGACCAUCGAUGAGUUCUGGAUUAAGAUGGCCGAGUACCAACCUAAUCUGUUAUAG